Messenger RNA from Myodes glareolus (Bank vole), 967 nucleotides. It is a transcript of the gene Cldn7, whose product is annotated as claudin 7. Gene Ontology annotation, cellular component: bicellular tight junction; membrane. NCBI's taxonomy places the organism in Eukaryota, Metazoa, Chordata, Mammalia, Rodentia, Cricetidae. The record is from RefSeq and is a predicted model, not a curated record. Gene Ontology annotation, molecular function: structural molecule activity.
CUGACCCCAGUCUUACCCUACUCCUCACCCUCCAGAGGCUCUACGUUUUCUUCCUUCAGGCAGAAGUAGCCUUGACGUUGGAGGAGACACUGACUGGCUCAGAUUUUGUUUUACUGUAGGGUCGCCCUCCCGGAGCGUCCCAUCUUUUCUGAGACGGAAAUGGCCAAUUCGGGCCUGCAACUUCUGGGCUUUUCAAUGGCGAUGCUUGGCUGGGUGGGCCUGAUAGCGAGCACUGCCAUUCCGCAGUGGCAGAUGAGUUCGUAUGCGGGCGACAACAUCAUCACAGCGCAGGCCAUGUACAAGGGACUCUGGAUGGAGUGCGUCACUCAGAGUACCGGCAUGAUGAGCUGCAAAAUGUACGACUCGGUGCUCGCCCUGCCGGCGUCCUUGCAGGCCACUAGAGCCCUAAUGGUGGUGUCCCUGGUGCUGGGCUUCCUGGCUAUGCUUGUCGCCACGAUGGGCAUGAAGUGUACGCGCUGUGGGGGAGAUGAUAAAGUGAAGAAGGCCCGUAUAGCCAUGACUGGAGGCAUUGUCUUCAUCGUGGCAGGUCUUGCUGCCUUGGUAGCAUGUUCCUGGAUUGGUCAUCAGAUUGUCACAGACUUUUAUAACCCCUUGACGCCCAUGAAUAUUAAGUACGAGUUUGGGCCUGCCAUCUUUAUUGGCUGGGCAGGGUCUGCUCUGGUCCUCCUGGGAGGUGCCCUGCUCUCUUGCUCCUGUCCCGGCAGUGAAAGCAAAACUGCAUACCGUGCACCCCGCUCCUACCCUAAGUCGAAUUCUGCCAAGGAGUAUGUGUGAGCUGGGGCGCUCAGCCUGUGGCAAGGUGUGGGACAGAGGCCUCUGGUCACUCCAGCCCUAAACACCAUGUACAGUUCUUGGGGUGGGGGGAGUUAGGGGAGGGACUGGGAAAAGACAAGAAACAUGGGGUGGGCAUGCUUUUUGUACAGUAAUAAAAAUUAAGUUUUGGAAA